Camelina sativa (false flax) is the source of this 757-nucleotide messenger RNA. The record is from RefSeq and is a predicted model, not a curated record. NCBI's taxonomy places the organism in Eukaryota, Viridiplantae, Streptophyta, Magnoliopsida, Brassicales, Brassicaceae.
AUGGAAAUUCAAAACGGCGUCGUUGUAGUCGUCUCCCUUAUUAGACGAUUUUUAAAAAACCCAACUUUUCUCAAAACACUCUCUUCGUUUGAAUUUGGGGGAAAACAGAGAAGUGAGUUUUCUCACUGUGGCAAGAGCUUUUAUGCAUCUCACCGGAUUGAAUUCGAGCUCCUCCGAUGUGAAUCGCAUUCCACUAUCGGUUCGGAGUACUUCGAUACACAUCCAAUCAAAAACGUGGUUGGAGAAGAUGGUACUGAGAUUGAUUGGGAAGGUGAGAUUGAUGAUAGCUGGGUCAAAGAGAUCAACUGUUUGGAGUGGGAAAGCUUUGCGUUUCAUCCUAGCCCACUCGUUGUUCUCGUUUUCGAACGAUACAAAAGGGCUAGUGAUAACUGGAAGACAUUGAAGGAGCUUGAGAAAGCGAUUAAAGCGGUUAAGAUUGACCUGAACAUUGAGACAGAUUUGGCUUAUGCUCUUAAAGCUAAGGAAUGCCCACAGAUUCUCUUCUUACGUGGAAACAGGAUUUUGUACAGAGAGAAAGACUUUCGCACGGCGGAUGAAUUGGUCCAGAUGAUUGCGCAUUUCUACUAUAAAGCAAAUUGGGUCGACAAGGCUAAGGUAACCCCGUUGUGUUAGUUUGCAACGGGAACAGAGUACUAGUUUUUCUCAAAGGUCAGUCUAGGAAAGGAGUACAAAAAAACUUCAAACAUAUAGAUUGUAACAUUUUUGUAUGUUCUAUGCAAUAUAAAGUUGUCAAUCU